AUACAGCGCGUGCUCCAGAUCUCUGUACUGCGGUGACGGAGCCCCUGUAGCAGCACCAUGACUGGCGUCCUGUGGAUUACCUUCUCUGGAUUAUAACAGGCGAAAGGAAACGGAAGGAGACCAUGGCGGAGAGGUUGGAAUGGGUGGAGAUCAUCGAACCUCGCACACGCGAGCGCAUGUAUGCCAACCUACUGACAGGCGAGUGUGUGUGGGAUGCGCCAGCUGGUGUGCACAUCAAGCGCAGCGGCCCAGACCAGUGGUGGGAACUGUUCGACUCCAACACCUCACGCUUCUACUAUUACAAUGCCUCCACCCAACGCACUGUCUGGCACCGCCCACACGGAUGCGACAUCAUCCCUCUCGCCAAGCUCCAGACACUCAAGCAGAACACAGACACACCGCUUCCUGUUGCUUCGGUGAUCAGUGGAUCGGCUGACAGCAGCCCCGCUCGCAGUGCUGUCAGCACCACAUCGUCACAAGAGCAGGAGGAUAAAACAGCACCCAGAGAGGAAGGAGAGAGUUUCAGAUGGGGGACGACAAGUAAGGACAGGAUGUUGAUUAAAGUAUCUGACAGGGAGCCCAGUUUCCUGUCACAGGGCAACGGUUAUUCCAACUCUUCCCCACGCUCCAGACGCUCAUCUAGUAACACCCUCCCUGAGGCAGAAACCACUCCCCAUGCUUUGCCUGACCGUCGCCAAUCACAGUCUCCCUUUCUGAAGAGAGCUGACUUUGGUGGAACUCAGCGGCGUUGUUCAGGUGACUCUCAGCCUCCUUCGCCACGCUACGCUUAUGAACCCCCACUCUAUGAGGAGCCUCCUUCUGAGUAUCAGUCCCCACCCAUUUAUGAAGAACCACCCACUGAUAUGCAUUGUGACCCUGGCCUUUAUGCCUCAGAUAGAUCGCCAGCACGCAAGCCUGGGAUUUACCAUUCUCCCAAACAGAGCCCAUCCCCUUAUGGUCAGCUGGUGUUGACCAGACAAAGAGGCUCCACCCCUGAGAAGAUCUCCAACCAGGCAGAACGGGACUACGGUUUUAGUGGGCGUGAUUAUAGUUCUGCAGGGCGGGACUAUAGCUCUGGUGGACGGGACUACAGCUCUGGCGGGCGUGAUUAUAGCUCUGGUGGGCGGGAGUACAGCGCAGCAGGGCGGGAGUAUGUCAAGCAGCUUGUGUAUGUAGAACAGUCAGGCUCCUCUCCCAGGUUCCGGACAACGGAUCGAUUUUUAAACUAUGGAAAGGCUGCACAGGGUGGUCUACCUGCUGGAAUGUGUUAUGGUGGCUCUUUUACACUGCAGCACAGCCAUGAUGGUGGUGGCGGUAAUCGAAAACGUAAAAAUCGCAAGCCCUCCUUGCCUGGUGGGGAGGGAGAGAGUAUUGGGGCGGGAGUAGGAGCAGUACUCACACAAGCACGACUCGCCUGGGAAGCCCAGCAGCUCAUGCAACAGCGUGGAGGUGGCGCCUUGGGAGGUGGUACUAAAGACGGUUAUGAAAGCGAUGGCGCAACACCCUUGCCACUGCCAGGGCCUGUGGUGCGGGCAUUCAGCGAAGAUGAAGCUCUGGCCCAGCAGGAUGGCCACUGGAAACGUACUACAUUAGACAGACUUGCAUUUCCUCAAACGCUGUUAGAGAAGAGUCUGUCUGUACAAACCAACCUGGCAUCACCAGAGCCUUACCUGCAUCCCUCACAGUCGGAAGACCUUGGUGCAUGCUCACAGUUUGAGGCAAGUCGGAAUGCUCGGAACAUGAUGCCCAGUGCUAGUUGUGGUGUGUUUCCAGAAUUCUCCCUGCGAAAGCCCUCUUCCGAGACUGACAUUGAGAACUGGGCAUCUAAGCAUUUCAGCAAACACACACAGGGUCUGUUCAGAAGGAAGGUAUCUAUCGCAAACAUGCUGGCCUGGAGCAGCGAGCCCAUUAAAAAGCCCAUGAUCCACACAAUGGACCGUACAGUCAAGCGUGAGGCAGUGGAGCUCUUCAAGCACAUCCAGACCUACAUGGGGGACAGAAAGGGCAAAGGUGAGCCUCUGGCUGUGGCUCUGGAGAUUGCAGUGCGUGGCUGGAGCAACCAGGGCCUCCGUGACGAGCUCUACAUUCAGCUGUGCCGGCAGACCACAGAGAACUUCCGUUAUGACAGCUUACAGAGGGGCUGGGAGCUCAUGGCCAUCUGUCUGGCCUUCUUUCCUCCUACACCGCGCUUCCACAACUACCUGGAAGGUUACAUUUACAGACACAUUGACCCACUGAAUGACACCAAAGGAGUGGCUGUCAGCAGCUAUGCGAAGUAUUGCUACCGCAAAUUACAGAAAGCUGCAUUGACUGGAGCGAAAAAGGGUUUGAAAAAGCCUUGUCUCGAGGAAGUAGCUUAUGCUCGGAAUGCCAUCUUUAGCCCCUCUAUGUUUGGCUCUUCUCUGGAAGAAGUGAUGGCAAUGCAGAAAGAGCGCUACCCUGACAGACAGCUGCCAUGGGUACAGACACGUCUGUCAGAGGAAGUAUUAGGGUUAAACGGAGACCAAACUGAGGGUAUCUUCAGGGUGCCUGGAGAUAUAGACGAGGUAAAUGCGCUGAAGUUGCAAGUGGACCAGUGGAAGGUGCCAACCGGCUUGGAGGACCCACACAUUCCAGCGUCAUUGUUGAAGUUGUGGUACAGGGAGUUGGAGGAUCCAGUAAUUCCUCAUGAGUACUAUGAAGAAUGCAUCACUAACUAUGACAGUCCUGAAGCUGCUGUCAGUGUCAUCCAUAACCUUCCUCACAUCAACAAACUGGUGCUCUGCUACCUCAUCCGUUUCUUACAGGUUUUUGCUCAGCCUGCCAAUGUGGCUAUCACUAAAAUGGACGUGAGUAACUUGGCAAUGGUGAUGGCCCCCAACUGCCUGCGAUGUCUGUCUGACGACCCGCGCAUCAUUUUUGAGAACACCCGCAAAGAGAUGAGCUUUAUCCGGGUGCUCAUUCAGCACCUCGAUACUAGCUUCAUGGAUGGAAUUCUAUAGUCCACAUUAUUUACACACACACACACACACUCACACAUACAUACAUACACACAUACAUACAUACAUACAUACAUAUGCUACAAAUGCACACUUGUAUGCCCUGACAUAUUCACCACACAUACAUAACAAUUACACAAAAAUUUAAAACCUAAUUUGUGGACAAGGAAAACCCAGCCUGUAUAGUCAGCUGUAGAUCAGGAGGCAUGAACCCUAAUUACUGCACUGACACACACUCACAAAAGCACAAAUUGAAUCUGUUUUACAUACAACCACUUAUAGACACACUUAGAAGACAACGCAUACAUUCCAUUUUAGCCCCUUUUAUAAUUUCUGAAUGUGUUUGAUUGGAGAUGUGAAUGUAUAGCAGUGUCUUGUGUGUUUGUUUGUUGAAUGUCGUGUGAAAAUAUGUGUGUUUUUUUUUAUCUGACUGACCUAUAUAACUGUCUAUAACAGUCUACUUGAUUUUAUAUGAUUAAUUUAUUUUUUUUGUAUUUAUUUUAACAGGUGUUUAUAACUACUGCCUUUUGAAACAAAUUGUCAGCCUCAUGUCGAGUGUGAGUGUGUGUGUAUUUACAUGUAUGAACAAUAUGUUCCACAUAGUAGUUUUCUUUCAUGGAAAUUGUCACCACACACGUUUACAUGAUCAUAACAAUCACAUAUACUCAUAGUUUACCCAGCCCCAGACCCCCCCGACAAACACACACACACACACACACACACACACACAUACUGAUUAGGCCUGGUGCUUUUAAUAAUGAUAUAACACACCGCCUUGCACUACAUCCUCACUUCCCUUCAGGAGAAGCAAAGGAGAGUGAAAUAGAAGGAUGAAAGAUGGAGGGAGAGGCAGAGGGAUCAAGGCAGAAAAAAUAAAUAUUAAAGUUUUUUUUUUUUGGUUUCUUCACUUAUUGCACAUGGAAUGUCAUGGAAAUUAAUGUUCACAUUCAUCUAUAUCAUCAUAAAAUAUAUAAAAAAGAUAUUUAAAAAAAUAUAAAAUCCAUAAAAGAAGUAAACACAAAGUAUCAUAUAAAGGAAUAGUGAAACUAAAAAAAAAUGCUUAGGUUUGCUUCUCACUUUAGUAAAAUCGAAACUAUUUUAAUGGAGAUUGAAAUAAAGGAAGUCGAUUUGAAUCAUGUCUAAUUGAGAAUGAUCAGAGCUGAGAAAAAGAUAAAACACUGGGCAGAUCACUAUGAAGAGCAUACUCAGAGCAGCACACAAACAACACACAACCACACACACACGCACACACACACCUUACCUGGGACACAAACAGGGAAGAAAUUUAGAUCACUGCUGGAAUGUUAGCCUGCUCAUGGGUCUGUCUUGCGUUAUUGCUUUCACUGUUCAUGAAAUCAGGCUGAAAUCCCCUCUCCCUCCUUUUGGUCUGAGAUCUAAUGGUGACUCUGUAAGGUAGGGUAAAGUCUGUCUGAAUGUUGUUUAAUAAACAAUUAAAAACUU
This is a messenger RNA of Pangasianodon hypophthalmus (striped catfish), 4439 nucleotides long. RefSeq names its product Rho GTPase activating protein 39 (gene arhgap39). Lineage: Eukaryota; Metazoa; Chordata; Actinopteri; Siluriformes; Pangasiidae. The transcript is spliced from 10 exons. Gene Ontology annotation, molecular function: protein binding; GTPase activator activity. Gene Ontology annotation, biological process: signal transduction. Bases 123 to 2981 code for a protein of 952 amino acids. The record is from RefSeq and is a predicted model, not a curated record. Gene Ontology annotation, cellular component: cytoplasm; cytoskeleton.